Molecule: messenger RNA, 3282 nt
Organism: Paramecium sonneborni
Lineage: Eukaryota; Ciliophora; Oligohymenophorea; Peniculida; Parameciidae
Source: the annotation of a GenBank genome assembly
AUGAAAAGAGAGAAAUAGACACGAUUGUAAACAUUAAGUGAUGAGCCUACAUCUGCUGUAAAAUUGCCAAGUGUGUAUUCGAUAAAUAAAACUAUAUAAGGAGAAGAUGGAACUGUAUAAAUAUUGAGUAAAUAAGUAGAUUUUUGCAAUGAAUCAACUAAUGAGUAGAGCAAAUGUUGGGACAGGGAAUAAGACUUUUAGAACCUUAUCAAAGAUUACAAAUGAGUAAAGUGAAAGAAAGGAUUUGCAAUUAUUAUAAUAAUGGACAGAUGUAUGUAAUAUUGAUUAUGAUUAAAGUCCAUGAUGUAAUAGAUCUAGAAGUAGCAUUUUUAUAGUAUAACAGAGUUUUAUGAUAAAAUGGAGUUGAUAUACUCUGGUUCAAUAGGAUAAUUAUGUUAGUAGUUGUCUGUGAAAUGUAAUGAUUAUUCUUAGUUGAUCGAUAAGAUAUGGUCAUAAUUUACAGGGACUGUGAAAGAGAUAAUUGAUAAAUAAUCUAGAACAAAUCGUAGAUUAGAAAAGGAGAGUUUAACAAAUACAAUUAAGAUUCAUGAGAGGUAUUAGAACUCAAUGACUGAAAAAGUAUAAAGAUUAUAAGAAGCAGAAAAAUAGUUGAAACGAAAUACAGAAUAUGUUGAGAAAUUAAAUAAAGAGAACAAAUAUUUAAGAAAGAAAACUAAUGCAUUUCAAACAUAAAUUACAAGUCUUAAUAAUGAUAUUGAAUUGUUGAAAUUGUAAUUAGAGGAUUUGAAUAAAGAAAAUUAAACACUUAAAUUAUUUUAAUAAGUUAGACAUUCUACUGAAAAUAUUACAGCAGAUUAUGAGGAAGAAUUAUAUAAGGCUAAGAAAGAGAUAUUUGAUGAUUUUAAAAUUGUAUUUGAAGAAUAAACACGUAAAUUUGAAGAAGCAUAUCAUAAUAAAAUGUUAGAAUUAGAAAGAGGUACAGAUGAUAAAGCAUAAAAAGAUGAAAAUCUAAUUGAAUAAUACGAAGAAAUAUUAUUUAAAGAUAAAUGUAUUGGUAAUCAUGUUAAAUUUACUGAUACUUAUACUGAUACUUUAGAGUAUAUAUUUAUAUUAAAAUAUUAAAUAGUUUAAUCUUAACCUAAGAUUCAUAAGUCUAAACUAUCUAUUAAAAAAAGAAACUUUAUGAUUGGGCAACAUAAACUCUCCCUAUUCAAACAUCUAAUUAAUCUUGUGAAGCAAAUUAUGCAAUCAUUAAAAGAGAAUCUAUACCAAGAAAUAAUGAAGAAUAAACUUAUUUAGAAAUGUCACGUUAUCCAAUUAAAGCUUUUAUAGAUGAUUAUUACCAAUUAUACAUUGAGAAAGUUGAAAUUGAAAAAAAAACAUUCCCUGAAAUAUUUGAAAGUGUUCUUGAUCAACUUAAAUUUAGAUCCUCUUAAUUAUUUAAUAUUAUGAAAAUGAAAGAAGAAUUCUAUUAAGAAGAUUUUCAUCAAAUUGAUUAAUAUUUUCAAAGUUCUUAUUCAGUAUUUGUAUUCUUAACACAUCAUUUUUAAGAUAUUAUUCAUAAAUUAAAAGAUGAAUUAAUUGCUCGCAAAAUAUAAAUCUUUGAAACUUAAAUUGAUUGUAAAUAAGCUAUUAGAUAGAAGAAUCUUGUCUAAAAAAGAUUAGAUUUACUUAGCUCAAAAUUUUAAUAAUAAGUCAAAAAUUAUAAUUUUAUUGAAAAAUAAUUCAAAUAAAUAUCUAAAUACAUUCCAUAAUAUCAGUAAGAUUAAAUACGUCGUAAAGCUUAAAAACAUAAAAUUCAUUUAGAAUUCCCAAAAGCGUAUUCCCCAACCCCUAAUCCUAAUCCUAUGAUUUCUAGUACUAAUAAUUUGAACUAUCUAAACAAUUUCAAUCCAUAACCAUAAUAGGUAUUUAUCAAUAGUUCCACUACACUUUUACCUCCAUAACAUUAAAGUACUAGUCCAAAUAUAUUAUUAUCUGUCAAUCCUAAAACUUCAUUUGGAUUCUUUCCACCUAUGACUCCUUUAGAACCCUAAUAAGAUAGUAGUUUACCAUAACGUAAUUCUUUAGUAGAAUUAAGUUGUGAUUCUCCAGAAGCUGCUGAAGUGUUUUCACCUCAAAAACCAUAAAUAACUUUAAAUUGUAUUUAUUUACUAUUAUGAUAGUCUUUCCUGAUAAUAAAUUUGAAGAAUCUUCUAGUUCUUCAGAAGAAGAAGUAGAUUUAUCAGAAUGUUUGAAUCCUGUAAAGAAUCUUCUAUCAAUUGAAAAGAAGUUGUUUGUUAAUAGAUGUUCAAGUAAGAAUACAUAGAUUGCAACUUAAACUCUUUUAUAAGAGAUUCAAUAAUUUAGAAGGGAUAAAAUAGAAAAUAUAGUGACUUAAGGUACACUUAUAAAAACAUUGUCUAAUUUUGUAUAAUGGUGUUUAAAGUUCAAUAAAUUUAAUUAUCCUAUGCAUGUCUAAUUGUAUGAAUAUUUUUCAAGUGAAAAUCAAUCAUAACCAUAGAAUGUUUGGUUAGGAAAGGUGGCUAGAGUUAUAAAAUCAGUUAUAUAUUAUAAGAGAAAGAAUGAUUCAGCAAGACUAUUUCAUGCAAUGUUGGUUGGAGAUGUACUUAAUGUUAUCUAUAAUGUAAUUAGUUAAGUUUCCUGAUUUACUUAUAAAUCUUGAGUAACAUAUAGAGUGUCAAUUUCUAAGAUACAGGAAUAUCUGUUCUUCAAUCUUAAUUGGCUGAUUAAAUUAAGAGUUUAUAGAAGUUGCCUUAAUAUAUUGAUUAUGAUUAAGAGAUUUUACAUCAUCUUGGACCAAUGUAAGAUAUUAAGAUUUAAGAGUUGCUUCUUAAAUAUUCUAUGAUAUUACAAAUAUUUGCAGAAGAUGGGGAAAGAUUAACAUAAACUUAAUUUAGAUUGUUAAUGCUUGAAAUUGAAAGCAAGAAGGACGAUUAAUAUUAUAUUAAUAUUUUCAAUUCUGAAUGUGACAUUGAGUAAAAUUCUAUUUAAUACAUAUCUUUUUAAAGAUUUGCUGUUCUAUGUGAAGAACUUUAAUUUCUUUAAGGAUUAGAUGAUUAUAUUAAUAAAAACGAUGCUUAAUAUUUUAAAGAUGUUGAUCUUUGGAAAAUGAGAGAAAUAGAAUUAAAAUUGAUGCUAAUUAGAAGUCACAAUUAUGAUGCAUCUGAAAGAGAUUUAUUUUAUAGAAUGCAUAAAUUACAUUAACCUUCAUAACGUAUUAUUUUAGGAAGGUUUUUGGAAAGAAGAGCGAAAGAGUUAUUACUCAAUAAAUAUACAUUAGAAUGUUUAGCACCAUUUAUGUUACUUUUCGAAUCAUGA